UAAGCUGGUGACUGCUUUAGAACAAGUUUUACUAGCUGCCUUUUUAUGGCACAAUUCUGUUAUGGUUAUUUCCUGAAAACAUUGGUCUGAUCAUGGGGUUUAUGAGGGAAAAAUGCAGGAAGUGGGGAGUUAACAAAUGCGAGCUCAGUAUGUAUAUUUGUAUGGGAGUGGAUAUCCUUCCUGUAUAUGUAAUAGGCAGAGGCAGGCAGCAGAAAGAAGCAGGUAGCUACCCUGGGUUAUGCUGCAGGGAUUUGCCAGGUAAUUCCUGAAGCCAAAAUCUGAAGCUGAGGUGGGGAAGAUGCUGCUAUGGGCUGGUUUGGCCAUUCUUGUGCAGCUGCAGCUGGGCUCUGCCUACAAACUUGUGUGCUACUUUACUAAUUGGUCUCAGUACAGGACAGGACCAGCCAAGUACACUCCAGAAAAUGUGGACCCACUCCUGUGUACCCACUUGAUCUAUGCUUUUGCUGGGAUGAAUAACCAUAAGAUCACCACUGUGGAAUGGAAUGAUGAAACCCUCUACAGGCAGUUCAAUGCCCUAAAGGAGAAAAAUAAGAAACUUGUCACACUCCUGGCUGUUGGAGGUGGAACCUUUGGUACUCAAAAAUUUACUGCCAUGGUUUCCUCGCCUGCUAAUCGUAAAACAUUCAUCAAUUCAGUGAUUGGUUUUCUCCGCAAGUAUAAUUUUGACGGGCUAGAUCUCGACUGGGAAUAUCCUGGUUCCAGGGGAAGCCCUCCAGAGGACAAGCAUCGCUUCACCAUUUUAGUUCAGGAAAUGGUAGCAGCUUUUGUUGAAGAAGGACAAAGAACAGGACGUGCAAGGCUAUUGGUUUCAGCAGCUGUGUCUUCCAGUAAACACACCAUGGAUGCUGGAUAUGAAGUUGCUGCACUGGGCAGGAGUCUUGAUUUUAUCAAUGUGAUGACCUACGACUUCCAUGGAAGUUGGGCGUCUGUCACGGGACACAACAGCCCCUUGCACAAGGGCUCGGAUGACAAAGUUCCUUUCUACAACUGUGAAUAUGCUAUGAAAUACUGGCAGGAUAAUGGUGCUCCAGCUGAGAAACUCAUUAUGGGAUUCCCAACGUAUGGACGAACUUUCAAGCUUUCUACUACGAAUACUGGGGUUGGUGCUCCAGCCUCCGGGGGUGGAUCUCCUGGGGUGUAUACCCGUGAAUCUGGCAUCUUGGCUUACUUUGAGGUUUGUACGUUCUUAAAAGGAGCCACCACCAGCUGGAUUGAAGCGCAAAAGGUCCCAUAUGCCUUCAAAGACAGAGAGUGGGUCGGAUAUGACAAUGUGAGGAGCUUUGAGAUCAAGACCCAGUUCCUGAAAGAGAAGCGCUACGGAGGAGCCAUGGUUUGGGCUCUUGGCAUGGAUGAUUUCACUGGCUCUUUCUGUGGUGCAGGAGCCAACCCUCUUGUAGGGAAGCUGAAGGUUCUCCUUGGAAACUGAGAGCCAAAUCGUUGGACAAGAAAGGAGCAUAGCAGGGAGGGAAACAUCAUAUUUAUUGUCCAGGGACCUGAUCCAAUGUCCACUGAAGUCAAGGGGAGUUUUUCUAUUGACUUCAGUGAGUGUUGGAUCAGGCCCUACUUGCAGAAACGACUAAACUCUGUUUUUCCUAAUUUGUUUUUUUUGGAUUCAAACACCUGUAAAUAAAUCUUGUGCUGACAAAGCUGCCACGGUGUACCAUGAUGCAAGGGCCAAGCUGACAUUCUGGCUGUGGAGCAGAAGUUACCACAUUCAGUCUGGUCCUUCAGACCCAUUCCAUAUGCUGUCAUAGUGUAUGUAUGAACCCUCUCACGAAACACCAGAGAUAAUUCUAAUUAUGUAUAAAAUAUACCAAGAGAGACCUAGCUCCAAACCCCUUUGUCCCCAAACCUCCAAACUCUGGUGAAAUUCUGCAUUUAGAUCUAGCCCAUAUCUCUGUAGUGGGUCAAACCAAAACUAUCAACAGCCCAGAAAUUUGGAAUAUCCAGAGGUGGGGCCAUGUUCCAGAAAGAGUUCAGAUCCAGGCUUUCAGCAGAUCACAUAGUCUGGCUAUCCCAUUUCAGUACUGCGUUGAUUCUGAAUCUUGGGAUUACAUAAAAUAUGCUGUCCACGUUUUGCUUUGGAACCCCGAUGUAAUGUGUCUCAAAAUGCUGUAGCAUUCCUAUAGUAAGCACUCUUGGAGUCCCUUCCUUUAUAAAUAAAUGCAACCAAAAGCAA
Molecule: messenger RNA, 2200 nt
Organism: Chelonia mydas (Green sea turtle)
Lineage: Eukaryota; Metazoa; Chordata; Testudines; Cheloniidae
Product: acidic mammalian chitinase
Exons: 11
Coding region: 299-1447 (382 amino acids)
Biological process (GO): carbohydrate metabolic process; chitin catabolic process
Cellular component (GO): extracellular region
Molecular function (GO): chitin binding; chitinase activity
Source: RefSeq, a predicted model, not a curated record